Messenger RNA from Episyrphus balteatus (marmalade hoverfly), 1063 nucleotides. It is a transcript of the gene Rab3, whose product is annotated as ras-related protein Rab-3. Bases 322 to 984 code for a protein of 220 amino acids. Gene Ontology annotation, molecular function: GTPase activity; GTP binding. The transcript is spliced from 6 exons. Gene Ontology annotation, biological process: protein secretion; regulation of exocytosis; protein localization to plasma membrane. Gene Ontology annotation, cellular component: endosome; plasma membrane; synaptic vesicle. The record is from RefSeq and is a predicted model, not a curated record. Lineage: Eukaryota; Metazoa; Arthropoda; Insecta; Diptera; Syrphidae.
UUGGAUCAAACAGCUCUCUCAGUGUUGACACAAAAAAGGAUACACACUUAACUUAUUAUACAAUAAUUCUGUCUAUAACAAAAUUAAAAUUUAGUUUCUGGCUAAUAAAAUUUUUAAAAAUCAACGGACGACCGACAUACUUAAACGGCGAAAUCAUCUUCAACGCAGCAGAAAUACAAUACAAAAAGAAAACUUCAAAAAAAAAUCUGACCAAACAGCAGCAGCAGCUGUGUGCUCUCUGAGUUAAAGUAAUAUAACUUGCAGUUGACAGUGAAGGCCAAAAAAGAGGAUAUAAAAGUUUUGCUGAUUUGUUAAAAUAUAAUGGCUGGCGGUGGUGAUCCAAAAUGGCAAAAAGAUGCAGCCGAUCAGAAUUUCGAUUACAUGUUCAAAUUGCUGAUAAUUGGCAAUUCAAGUGUGGGCAAAACAAGCUUCCUGUUUCGUUAUGCAGAUGACUCAUUCACAUCGGCCUUUGUAUCAACAGUUGGAAUCGAUUUUAAAGUGAAAACAGUAUUUCGUCAUGAUAAACGAGUUAAAUUACAAAUAUGGGAUACUGCCGGACAAGAAAGAUAUAGAACAAUAACAACCGCCUAUUACCGUGGUGCGAUGGGAUUCAUCCUGAUGUACGAUGUUACGAAUGAAGAUAGUUUUAACUCUGUACAGGAUUGGGUAACUCAAAUAAAAACUUAUUCCUGGGAUAACGCACAAGUAAUUUUGGUUGGCAAUAAAUGCGAUAUGGAAGACCAACGUGUUAUUUCAUUUGAACGUGGCCGACAAUUAGCCGAUCAAUUAGGUGUUGAAUUUUUCGAGACAUCCGCCAAAGAGAAUGUCAAUGUUAAGGCUGUUUUUGAACGACUUGUCGACAUUAUAUGUGACAAAAUGUCUGAAAGUUUAGACUCAGAUCCAACGUUAGUGGGUGGUGGUGCGAAAGGCCAGCGACUAACAGAUCAACCUCAAGGAACACCUACUUCUAAUUGCAAUUGUUAAAAAAUAAAACAAAAAACAUACUUGUAUACAUAAAAAAUAAUAAAUUAAUAAUAAUAAUUAUAAUAAAAAAAUAUAUAAA